This is a messenger RNA of Lichtheimia ornata, 909 nucleotides long. RefSeq lists its product as uncharacterized. The transcript is spliced from 8 exons. Bases 1 to 909 code for a protein of 302 amino acids. Gene Ontology annotation, molecular function: GTP binding; GTPase activity. The record is from RefSeq and is a predicted model, not a curated record. NCBI's taxonomy places the organism in Eukaryota, Fungi, Mucoromycota, Mucoromycetes, Mucorales, Lichtheimiaceae. Gene Ontology annotation, biological process: cellular response to starvation; positive regulation of TOR signaling; cellular response to amino acid stimulus. Gene Ontology annotation, cellular component: nucleus; Gtr1-Gtr2 GTPase complex; fungal-type vacuole membrane.
AUGAAAAAGGUCUUGUUGAUGGGGAAGGGUGGUGCUGGAAAGACUUCCAUGCGGUCUAUAAUCUUUGAGAACAAUGUCGCUCGAAAAACUCGUGAAUUGGGACCAACAAUCAGCAUUGAGAGCUCGGAUGUCCAGUUCCUUGGUAAUCUGUCACUGAACCUAUGGGAUUGCGGCGGCCAGGAUGCUUUCUUCAACAACUACUUGACGACCCACAAUCACCAAAUCUUCAAAGGCGUCGAAGUGCUGAUAUAUGUGUUUGACGUGAUCAGUGCUGAGCUCGAUAAGGAUAUCCACUAUUAUCAGUCAUGUCUCGAGUCUAUCUUGACCUAUUCGCCAAACGCCAAAGUCUUUUGCUUGAUACACAAGAUGGAUUUGAUCCAAGAGGAUAGCAGGAACAAGGUCUUUUUUGAUCACAAAAAGGAGUUACAAGUUCGAUCAGAGCCGAUUCAAAUUGAAGCUUUUCAGACAUCGAUUUGGGAUGAGACACUUUAUGCGGCAUGGGCGCAUAUCAUUCAUUGUUUGAUACCGAACAUCCGAGCACUGGAGACGAAUCUCAACAACUUUUGUCGAAUUUGCUGUGCAGAUGAAGUUGUGCUCUUUGAACGAACCACCUUCCUGGUAAUCGCCAAUGCUGCCACAGUACAUCAUCCGGAUAUACAUCGAUUUGAAAAGAUAAGCAAUAUCAUCAAGCAAUUCAACCUGAAUGCCAGGCAGCAAUCACAUUCCAAGACCAUGGUGAUACGAGGCAGCACAUUUACAGCCUACAUUGACACGCUUACUCGCAACACGUGCGUCAUGAUGAUUAUCUCGGAUCCCUCAAUAACACCUGCUGCAACACAAAUGAAUAUUGCUGCUGCUCGGCCGCAUUUCGAGCGACUGGAAUCUGUACACCACAACAAAGCAGCCUAA